Fundulus heteroclitus (mummichog) is the source of this 2604-nucleotide messenger RNA. RefSeq lists its product as uncharacterized. The record is from RefSeq and is a predicted model, not a curated record. Lineage: Eukaryota; Metazoa; Chordata; Actinopteri; Cyprinodontiformes; Fundulidae.
AUGUCUACUGACAUCCAACGUCAGCACAGUCAUCAGCCCAUACCUGUUCCACCUGCUACCACUAAUCAGUGGACCCCCUCCUCGCAGGACUCUGGAGCGCAGACCGGAGGACAGGCGAGCGCCGGACCCUCGCAGGCUAGAGAAGUUCUGGUUCUAGAUAUGCAGAGAUGUCUUUAUUCAACAUCCCAGGCUUGGCAUGUCAGAAUGCCGCGAAAUAUUGAGGCAUUGUACGGUUCCUGUCUCACUAUCCCAUGCAGCUUUGACUAUUAUAGGAAUCCACCUAGAAGACCAGAUCGAGUUGUUUGGUACCAGUAUCAGAGCAUGGGAUAUCCUUCGGUUUAUGACAACUCGUACCCAAAUAAUGUCAUUUCGAUAUAUAAAGGAAGGACCCAAGCACUUACUUCUACAUAUGGAAAAACCUGCACUCUGCACAUAGAACCGGUGAACUGGAAUGACCACAGACAGGUGCUUUUUCCUUGGGUGGAUCCAGAAAAUGUUGGGAGAAGUACAUACGCAUUCUAUGAGACAACUGUAACAAUUGAAGUAGUUGCUCAGCCAGAAGCGCCAACGAUUAUGAUCACCGGUGAAAGGAUAGUUGGCAGUUCUGUAACAGUGCAAUGCUCUACUUAUCACACAUGUUCCAGAUAUCCCCCAACUCUCAGUUUCAACAAGGCACUUACAAACACACAUGUAAGUCAGGAAACGUAUAAGAUCACCUUAACAGGAACUUUGGUCUUAGAUAGAGACCACCAAACCGUGGAGUGCACUGCCAGGCACACAGGUGGUAGAAUAGCAAGAAGUUCUGAAACUCUAGAUGCACAAUGCUCCUUUUUGCCUUUGACCAUCAGCCCUACAUCAAGUGAAUAUCUUGAAGGAUUUCCAAGCACAGUAAGAUGCACAGCUUCAUACACUUGCUCCAACAAUCGACCAAGUCUCACGUGGAACUAUGCUAACAUGCCUGUUAGCAGUAAUACUGUCAAAGAAUCAGGGAGGACAAUGUGGACAACUGUUUCCACUUUGACAUUCACACCAUCAGCCAAAGACCAUGGACAUCAUCUGACAUGUUUUGCACGAUUUGAUGGAGGACAGACCCAGGAGAAGAGCAUUACCAUAUCGGUUAAAAGAAGCAUGCUCAAUCUGGAUUGGUCUUUCACUACGCCAAGAAGCAUAACAGGAUUAAGAGGGGCUUGUAUUGUUAUUCCUUGCCAGUUUACAUACAGUAUAUCCCAGCCAGAUGGCCUCCAAGUUAUAUGGUACUUGCACCAGAGUAAUGGACGGCCAACUGUUUUCAGCCAAAAUGACAGAAAUAUUUUGAGCAGAUAUAAUGGGAUUACAAGUUUAACUGGCUCUGUGACAGAGACAAAUUGUAGUCUUAAAAUAGACAGACUGGAGAUGUCCCACAACCAGGAUCGACUUUACCCAUGGGUCGAUAAGAACCCAAUUACUUCCUACCAUUCGCAGGGAUAUCCAUUUUUGGAUAAAAGCACUCAGAUUUUGGUUACAGACCAAGCACCAGAACCACAAAUGAGCAUCAUUGAUGUCCCUAGGGUAGGGGAUCAAAGCAGAGUUGCCUGUAAAGUGCAACAUACAUGUAUUUCUGCUCCUCCUGUACUGUCUCUAAAUGGUAUACCUGGAACAGACCGUGUCAUUGACUCACUGGAGUCAGAUGGCAUUUGGACAAGAACAAUAGAGCGAACUUGGACAGUAGAAGAAGACCACAGGAAGCUGGAGUGCACUGUGAACUAUUCUAGUGGACAAGUAGCCAAGAGUGAGCUCCAAGUGCAUGUUGAGUGUCCAUAUGAAGAAAUUAAAAUGGUAGAACCUCCAGGAGAGGUGACCGAAGGUGUGGCAAAGAGUGUAAUCUGUUCUGUGUCCUACAAGUGCAGGAAAAAUACACCAAAAAUUGAAUGGAACUAUUCAGACAUGCAGAAUGUACUAAUGCACGAAGAAAUAUUUAACAACACCUACACCACUGAGUCAAAUCUGACGUUUAUUGGCUCUUUGGGAGACAACGGAAAAACUCUAACCUGUACUGCACGGUUCAUCACUGGAGAAACCUCAGAGUCCUCAGUUCUGCAAAUCAAAAAAUACGAGGAACCAGUUGGAGAAGAACUGAAUGAAGGAGAUGCUCACCGGGUCCUUGCUGCUGACGUCCCUUUCAGAUUCAGUGCCGUGACUCGGUCCUGUGUGGUAAUCCCCUGCAGUUUCCAUGAUGAUGAGGAUCAACCAAUGACCCUUGGUAUAUGGUACAAAAAAACUGGGGGGAUUGUGUACCAUAACGCCCAGAGUGCUAUUUUGGACCACUUUAAGGAUCGAACCAGAAUUGUUGGAAACCUGAACGAAGGAGACUGCUCCCUGGAGGUUGAUGAUAUAAAACCCUUUGACAACGGGCCUUUCUGUUUCUACGCACAGAAAGGAGAAAAAAACUACAGAUUUAACAACAGCUGUGUUUUUAUUGUCAUGAAAGCUUCUCCAGACAAACCAGUGAUGAGCUCAGUUCCAGCACAAGUGAAUGCUGGUUCGACUGUGACCGUCUCCUGUUCUGUCAGUCACUCGUGUUCAUCACACCCUCCAGAGAUUUCAUGGAGCGUCCCUCCUAACAAC